CCAUUGGGGUCCAGAUGACUCUGGGGUUGAUGGAGUCCAGAUUUUGGGCCAUCGCAGCACAGCCAAACGACACGGAUUGCUCAUCCGUGGAAGGGAUCUGUCCUCUUCGCUGUGACAGCAUCGAUAUCGACUGCUACGUGAUUGACAAUAAUGGCUUUGUCCUAAUUUCUAAACAGCGCAAUGAUGCGGGGAGGUUCUUCGGCGAGGUUGACGGAUCAGUGAUGACCACGCUGAUCCGAAUGGGCAUGUUCAAAAGGGUAUCCUUGUUCGACUACCAGGCCAUGUGUAAGAUCAACUUGCACUCUGUCAGCAGCGCCCGUCCACUUCUCAGUCCCUUCUAUGGUUUGGCCUCAACCCUCAAGUGGUUCCUCUCCAACUUCCUACUGUUUCUCCUGGAGUUCAAUAUCUGUGGCCUCUGGCACACGGAGCAUUUUGCUGAAGCCAAACCAGCUGUCAGCGGUUCCUCAGCUCACAAGAAAAAAGGGGACAUCCUGCAGCCGUGUGACACCGAGUACCCCAGCUUCGUUUACGAGCCGUCAGUCAAAGAGACCAACAGCAUUAUAAAGUGUGGACGAUGCCAGAAGAUGUUUGUAGUGCAACAGAUACCGGACAGCAACCUGUUGAUGCUGGUGGUACAAGCAGACUGUGACUGCUCCAGACAGUACUCACGGAUCAACAUGGAGCCCAAGGAAGUCAAAUAUAUCCUUUGA
Messenger RNA from Stegastes partitus (bicolor damselfish), 710 nucleotides. RefSeq names its product voltage-dependent calcium channel subunit alpha-2/delta-4-like. The annotation marks the transcript as partial. The record is from RefSeq and is a predicted model, not a curated record. Gene Ontology annotation, cellular component: voltage-gated calcium channel complex. The transcript has 11 exons. Lineage: Eukaryota; Metazoa; Chordata; Actinopteri; Pomacentridae. Gene Ontology annotation, molecular function: voltage-gated calcium channel activity.